CUUGGGUAAUCAAGUAGUAUGGACAGUGAAGCUGAUGGCAAGGAAGAGAUGUCGCCGCCCUUGAAGCGGCCUCGCUUGGGCCCUGAGGGAAUUGAUCUUGAUGAGAAGGCAAGUGCAGAGGUAAAGCACCUGGAAGAGGAUGAUGAUGGUGAUGAGGAUCUGCCAGACAGUCGCCCUGGCCCAGAGAUGGAGGACCUACGGCAGUCUUCUCCGGAGUCGCUGUGGCGGAAGGAGAACCUUCAGCCACCUUUAGACCAUGAGAUUGAGUUCUUGCUGAAGGACCCAAAGAGCUACAAGCAGGGCCAAUCGGUGCACUCUCAUUCGAAGACACUCCAUGGCUGCUUCACUUUCCGUCUUUUAGUCUUUCCCAUGGGAACGGAGGUCACAUCCCCACCGCCCCAGCUAGCAGCCUUUGUUGAGGCAGUGCCGCCGCCUGGUUGUGAUGAAAUUCGAUGGCAUUUCGAAGGUGUGCGGUACCAAAUCACUGCGGUGAAUUGGAAGGACUACAGGAAAUCAACCACGCAGCAGGACACUUGGAGCUUUAGUCGAGACCACUCAGACCGAGGAUGGCACAAAGGAUUUGUCAAGGCCUCCCAGAUGACCUCUGAGAGUGGUUGGCUCAAUGAUGAGGGCGAGCUUUGUUUGCGUGCAUCUUGUUCCUGCCGGCGUGCAAUGAUGCAAGCAUCCGGAAGGAGGCCAGUUGGCCAUGUUGGUCUAAAGAAUCACGGGGCGACCUGCUAUAUGAAUUGCUUGUUGCAGACUUUAUUCUGCUUGGGCCACUUUCGACACAUUGCUUAUUCCAUUGAAGUGCCUGAGUCUGAUCUGAGCCAGAUUGUUUCUAGCGACGACGUCUCGGACUCCUUGGGCAUCGAUGAAGACCGACCGGCUCUUCCAUUGCUGGUCUCGCUGCAGAAUCUUUUCUACAGGCUGCAAACCAGCGAGGUGCCUGUCUCAUGUCGAGAGCUAAUGCGAUCUUUUGGGUGGGAUACUGCCGAUGCCUUCAUGCAGCAUGACGCACAGGAGCUGAACAGACUCUUGUGUGAUCGCCUCGAAGAGCAAAUGAAGGGCACUCCAACUGAUGGAGAAAUCAAGAGGCUCUUCGAGGGUGAAUUUGAGAAUUACAUCGAAUGCAUUGAUGUUGAUUAUCGUUCACAACGCAACGAGACGUUUUAUGACUUGCAGUUGAACGUUAAAGACGAGUCUGGCAAAGAGAUCACUUCUUUAGAGGAGUCUCUGAAGGAUUUUGUGCGAGAGGAGAUUCUGGAGGGUGACAAUGCCUAUGAUGCAGAAUCACAUGGCAAGCAAAGAGCUCGGAAGGGCAUCCGGUUCAAGCGCUUUCCGCCAGUUCUGUACAUCCAGCUGAAGCGUUUCAUGUUCGACAUAGAGAAGAUGGAUAUGAACAAGCUGAAUAGCAAGAUGGAGUUUCCACAAAUCUUGGACCUGGAGGAUUUUGCCAAAGGCAGUGGCCAGUACAUGCUGCACACUGUCAUCGUGCACAGUGGUGGUGUUAGCAGUGGUCACUACUACACCUUUGUCCGUUCGCUGGAUAGCGAAGGCAAGAGUCAGUGGAUCAAAUUUGAUGACGAGAUGGUAACGUUUUGCAGUGAGCAGGCAGCUGUGGAAGACAACUAUGGCGGUGAGGAUCUGACUGUGGUGAACUACUUCAGUGCAGCUCCUGAUGAAAUCCGAGACCGUGAUUCUUGGCCCUCCGGCCAACGCAUCCACAAUGCCUACAUGCUGUCCUAUGUGCGUGUGGACCAGAAGGAGCUGCUGACGCCUCCUGUCCUUACCAGUGAGGACCCGAAGUACCGUGCUCUCAUAGAAAGAUGUACGCGGGAGGCAAAGCUGGCUGAGGAACGUCGCCGUGACAGGGUUCAGCGGAUGAACCGAGUGGAGGUGAAGCUCAUUUUUGAGCGUGAUCUCAUGAAGAUGAAGGGCUUUUGGCCAGCGCAAGACAACUUCCCCAUGAGCCAGACCAUGAAGAUUGACGGCCAAGAGACCACAGAGGCACUUCUGCGAGAAGCCAUGGAAGUGCAGCCUUUGGUGGAACAAAAUGUGUCAGAAGACCAUGUGACUCUCUUUGCUUUAACUCAGCGCAAAACAAGGCAGAUGCGCUUCAAGCAUCUUCCGCUGGAUGACGCUUUGAAAUGUCAUAUACAGUCAGCAGCACUGGAUCCUCAGAUCUCUAUUCUAGUCAUGGUCUCUCAGGGCUACGACCCGCAGACAUUGGAGACCAGCAGCCAGGAGACGGAGGAUGUCUUCCACGCACUGUCCGAGUGGACAGAAGAGCUGAUACUACUUAUAGUGAAGUACUUCUGUCCCGUGAAGCAAGUGAUUGUGACCUUGGGCUGUUACUAUUCACAGCUGUCAGAGCCACUGAAGGUGAUGCUACACCCGGAGGACUCCUGGCUGUCACAGCGACUGCAACUCUUUGUGCAACAAGGGGAGGUAGCCGCUCCACCUCCAAACACGCAGUGGCAGUGCUGGGAAGAGUUUGGCAGAGCAGCCAAGGAGAUCAAGCCCCGGGACAUUGAGAAAACAAUGAAGGAAGAGGGCUUGUACUGUGGGGAUGUGGUCAUUUGGCAGCCGCAGAGCGCCGCAGGGCCACGACGUCCAGGUGAGGGAGGUGCCAGCGAGGCGCCGGAGGAUCAAGCGAUUUGCGCGAAUGUGCGCGAUUAUGCUGAGCAGUGCAUGAACCACAUAUCUGUGAUGGUGCGUCUCUUCACUGCAGAGGCACCUUUGAGUCCAGAAGGCUGCUAUAGCCAUUUAGAACUUUGCCAGCCUGCACCACGCGCAUCCCUGCAGCGUAUGGACGAGGAUGAUAGCGAACAGCCGCCUGAACUUCCUGGACAGGCUGGAGACCAGGGUACCAGUCUGUGAGGUUAGAGCAGCGUCGUGCUGUCACAAAAGGCAUAUAUACAUACAUAUUGUAGUGCAUGAACAGCUGAUGUAAAGAGAAAUGAAGGAAG
Messenger RNA from Durusdinium trenchii, 2969 nucleotides. Lineage: Eukaryota; Dinophyceae; Suessiales; Symbiodiniaceae. The record is from the annotation of a GenBank genome assembly.